UCCCGUAAAAUUGACACCUCCCUACCCGAAUACUACAGAUGGACGCAAUGGAUUUUCCUCCGCCUCUAUGAAAAAGAUUUGGCAUAUCUCGCCAACGUACCCGUCAACUGGUGUCCAGCGUUAGGCACCGUCCUCUCAAACGAAGAGGUAAAAGACGGUAAAUACGUUGAAACCGAAGACCCUGUUGAACGCCGUCUCAUGCACCAAUGGAUGCUCAAAAUCACCGUUUACGCAGAACGGUUGCUGGAAGACUUAGAUUUACUGGAUUGGCCUGACGGACUCAAGGAAAUGCAACGACACUGGAUCGGUAAAUCAGAGGGGGCGGACAUUAUCUUUGAUAUUAAAGAUAGCGAUAACACGUUCACCGUUUUCACGACGCGUCCAGAUACACUCUUUGGUGCAACCUACUGUGUCCUCGCACCCGAACAUCCGCUCGUCUCUGAGAUAACGCAUCCCGAUGCCGCAUCCGCAGUGAACGCUUAUGUUACGGAAGCUGUCAACAAAUCUGAUCUCCAACGGACAGAUCUCGCCACAGAGAAAACAGGUGUUUUCACGGGGGCUUAUGCGAUUAACCCGUGCAACAACGCUCCGAUCCCAAUCUGGGUUGCCGAUUACGUCCUGAUGACGUACGGCACGGGUGCCAUCAUGGCUGUCCCCGGACACGAUGAACGCGACCAUGAAUUCGCUUCAGCUUUUGGUAUCUCUAUUGUUGAAGUUAUCAAAGGUGGUGAAAAGCCGAUCGAAGAGGUGCCUUUUGUCGGCGACGGGGUGUGUGUCAACUCAGAUUUCCUCAACGGCUUGCGGGUCGCUGAGGCGAAGGAGAAAAUGAUCGCAUGGCUCGAAUGUGAAGGGAGAGGCACGCGUCAAGUUCAAUACCGUUUACGGGACUGGCUCUUCUCGCGGCAGCGGUAUUGGGGUGAACCUUUCCCGCUUGCACAUCUUGAGGAUGGCACUAUUGUUCAACUGCCGGACGAGGAAUUGCCUGUUGAACUGCCGCCUAUUGAUGCCUAUAAACCGACGGAAGACGGCAAACCGCCACUUGCCCGCGCCGAUGAGGAAUGGCUGAAGGUGAGGCUACCUGACGGCAGAAUCGCUACGCGAGAAACGAACAUUAUGCCGCAGUGGGCAGGUUCUUGUUGGUAUUACCUCCGCUUCUUGGAUGCACACAAUACCGAGGCACCUUUUGAUACCGCACUUGAACAGUAUUGGAUGCCGGUAGACCUCUACAUGGGCGGUGCUGAGCACGCUGUGUUGCACCUGCUCUAUGCACGUUUCUGGCAUAAAGUACUUUACGAUUCUGGAUUGGUAUCCACGCAAGAGCCGUUCCAAGGCUUGGUGAACCAAGGCACAAUCCUCGCGGAAUCUUAUCAAAAGAUGUCGAAAUCUCGUUUUAACGUCAUCAAUCCGGACGAUGUCAUCGACAGAUAUGGCGCGGAUGCAAUUCGCCUCUACCUACUGUUUAUCGGACCCGUCACUGCAAGCACACCGUGGCAAGAUGCCGGUGUAGAGGGGGUCUAUCGGUUCCUUCAACGCGUCUGGAGGCUUGUUAUUGAUGAAGACAGCGGCGAACUCAGCGAGAAGUUGACAGACGCUGCUGGCACAACGGAGUCCGAACUCUGGCGCGAACUCCAUAAGACCAUCAAGCAGGUAACGGAAGACACGGAGUCGAUCGACAAAAUGAAUACAGCAAUCAGCCAGAUGAUGAUCUUCGUUAACACCGCUACACAGACGAAAACGCUACCGAAGGAGACCUUGAAGAUCUUUCUACAUCUGCUCGCGCCCUAUGCCCCGCAUAUUGCGCAGGAGUUGUGGCAUCGUCUCAGUGAAGCGGGAUUUAUCGCACACGAACAGUGGCCCACACACGAUGAGGCAGUACUCACAAGUGCUACCGUAACCAUUAUUGCCCAAGUCAACGGGAAACUUCGCAAUCGGCUCCAACUUCCUGCCGAUGCGACCAACAAAGAGAUCGAGGAAGCCGCACUUGCAGACGAACGGGUUCAGCGGUUCAUUGAAGGAAAACCGAUUCGGAAGGUCAUCGUCGUGCCGAACCGGAAUCUUAUCAAUAUCGUUGUUUAA
Molecule: messenger RNA, 2076 nt
Organism: Geodia barretti
Lineage: Eukaryota; Metazoa; Porifera; Demospongiae; Tetractinellida; Geodiidae
Source: the annotation of a GenBank genome assembly